Molecule: messenger RNA, 648 nt
Organism: Ipomoea nil (Japanese morning glory)
Lineage: Eukaryota; Viridiplantae; Streptophyta; Magnoliopsida; Solanales; Convolvulaceae
Exons: 2
Coding region: 43-648 (201 amino acids)
Source: RefSeq, a predicted model, not a curated record
UUUAAUUGUGGUUUAUAACAGAUUAAUAGGGCAAAAGCACUAAUGGAACAAGAUGCCAAAUUUAAAAAUGGUUUUAAAUUUGAUCAUGUAUGGCCUAUUGUUAAAGACUUGGAGAAAUUUCAAAGUCCUUCGGGUAGAGAACCAAGUGUUGCAAGUCGAAAGCGAAGUUCUGACAUUGAAGGUGCAGAGUCACAAGGCGAUAAGUCAAUAGGUUCAUCAUCGUUUUGCCUUAACUUAGACGAUGAUUUCGAAAGUCAGGGCUUGAACAAUGAACGUCCUACCGGGCGUAACAAGGAAAAAAAGAAGAAGCAAGCAUUUGCAGAAUGUCAUGAUUAUUUUGCCAAAGUCACAGAACAUAAUGAAAAGAUCGCACAAAUGUUCGAACAAAGUCAAACUCAACUCCAAAAAAAUUAUGAGCUUCAAAUGAUGCAACUACAGUUGGCGGAACAACAGGAAGAUAACAGAAUCAUGAGCAUAGAUGUUGAUUCCAUCACAGAUCCAAUAAGGCGUGAUUGGCUUAAAAAUACACAAUUACAAAUUCAUGCAAAGAGAGCUCGUCAACCACUUGGAGGAGAAGAAUCAAGCAGUCAGUUUACUCAAUAUUUUAAUCAUUUGGGAGGAAAUGAUGCUGGCCUAGGAGAUUAUUGA